AUGAAGGUACAUAUCUUCUUCAUCUUUGUUCUCCAUAUUUCCACAAAAUGUGAUUCGAAAAUUGAAUCGACAGAGCCGUUUAAGAUAUCUACUCGAAGAAACAUCUUGUCCCCAGAAAAAGUCUUUGUGUUUGGUUUCUUUAAACCGUCAACAACUUCCGGAGUAGCUAACCGCUGGUAUCUCGGCAUAUGGCACCACAGGUUUCCUCAGGAAGUCGUAUGGGUUGCGAAUAGAGACAACCCGAUCUCGAAGCCCGUCGGAACCAUCAAAAUCUUGGAUACGAACCUGGUACUCCUUGAUCAACACGGUACCCGCGUCUGGUGGACCAAUAGGACUAGCACAAAUCUCAUGAAACCACUAGUUGUCGGUGAGCUAUUGGACAGCGGAAAUCUCGUUUUAAGACACUUCAACAACAAUUCAUCAACUGGGUAUUUGUGGCAAAGUUUUGAUUUUCCUACAGAUGCUUUAGUUUCCAAUAUGAAACUAGGGUUUGAUGCCAAAUCGAAUAUAAAUAGGGUCUUGAAAUCUUGGAGAAGCUUUGAUGAUCCGUCAUCAGGAGAAGUCACCUAUGGAGUGGAACGUCAUGAGCUCGUGCAGAGUGUCAUUCGGAAGAAGGGUAUACCAACAUUCCGGAGUGGACCAUGGAAGAUUAAAAAUGAGAGUGGAAACUUUACCUACGUGACGUACAACAUUACCGCAACCAAAGAAGAGGCCACAUAUUUCUUCACAAUCACUAAAAAAACCUUCUUUUCCAUAUUGAGAUUGACCGACAACGGCGUGUUGAAGCGGUCAACUUGGGUGCCAAAACCACAACAAGUGUGGACACGCGUAGAUCAUACUUUACCGCAUGAUGCAUGCGGGUUUUACAAUAAAUGUGGACCAAAUGGUAUAUGUGACACAAGCAGAUCACGAAACUGUGAUUGCAUUCAUGGAUUUAAGCCGAGAGACCAAGAAGCAUGGGGUUUUCAAGACUGGACAGGUGGGUGUACGAGAAAGACUCAGUUUAAUUGCUUUGGAGAUGGGUUUGAGAAGCUUAGGGAAAUGAAGUUGCCGGAUAUUACAAAGUCUAUUGUGUUCAGGACUAUUGGGUUGAAGGAAUGCAAAGAAGAGUGCAUUAGGAAUUGCAAUUGUACUGCAUUUGCUAACCCGGAUAUGCAAAAUAGCUGUGUGAUUUGGGUGGGAGAAAUCCUCGAUCUUCGUAAGAGCAUGAUUCCCGGUCAAGAUCUAUAUGUUAGAUUGGCAGCCACUGAUAUCUCGGUAACAAAUGCAAACAAAAAUGCAAGAAGAAUGAGUGCAAAAAACAUAAUGUUGAUUGUUGGAAUCUGCAUUGUGUUUCUUCUGGGUGUCAAUUUCAUAUUGUUCUGUUUCUGGAAAAGAAGAAAGAAGAGGAUUCCAACAAGAACAAUUGCACCGCCUAUUGAUAAAAGGGUUUUAAAUGAUCAUAAUACACACACACAUAUAUAUAUAUAUAUAGGGAAUUUACAGUGUGUACCGAUGGAGCUAGUACAUGUUGCCAAGGCCACAGAAAACUUUUCUGAUUGCAACAAGAUAGGACAAGGUGGUUACGGUAUUGUUUACAAGGGGAUGUUACCUGACGGGCAAGCAAUCGCAGCUAAAAGGCUGUUGGUGAGAUCAGCUCAUGGGAUCGAAGGGUUCACCAACGAGGUGAAUUUGAUCGCCAGCGUUCAACAUGUCAACCUCGUCCCGCUACUUGGGUACUGCUUCGAGGGAGAGGAGAUGAUUCUACUCUUUGAACUAAUGGAGAAUUCAAGUCUCGAUACUUAUAUUUUCAACAAAACCAAAAGCUAUAAGAUUGAUUGGGAGAAGCGAUUGGAUAUUACUAAUGGUAUUGCUCGUGGACUUUUAUAUCUUCAUCAAGAUUCUCGGUAUCGUAUUCUCCACAGGGACCUGAAACCGAGCAACAUCUUGCUUGACAAAGAUAUGGUACCGAAAAUCUCCGAUUUUGGGAUGGGUAAGCUAUUUACAAGGGAUGAGACAGAAGCUACUAGUACAACGAAUAUGGUCGGAACUUUCGGAUAUAUGCCUCCCGAAUACGCGUUAGAUGGGAUAUGUUCUGUAAAAUCAGACGUUUUCAGUUUUGGAGUCUUGCUUCUUGAGUUAAUCUCUGGGAAAAGAAACAACGAAUACUUAUACUACAACGAGGAAAGCCUUCUCGUCUAUAUAUGGAAGCAGUGGUUGGAAGGAAAAGGGCUCGAUAUCGUAGAUCCUGUUAUCGUUGAUUCAUCAUCAACAUUUCGACCAAGUGAGGCUUUAAGAUGCAUCCAUAUUGGUCUCCUGUGUGUUCAAGAAUCUAAAGAUAAUAGACCGCUGAUGUCGUCUGUUGUUUUGAUGCUCACAAGCGAUAAAACAGAGAUGAAUCAACCUGAACGUCCUGGUUCUUUCGUCACUAGAAAUCGUUUUGUGAUUGGUUCCUCAUCAUCAAACCAGCCAAACAAAGAAACUUGCACGCCGUUCAGUAUAACCGACUGGACGCCCAUUGGUGCUCG
Molecule: messenger RNA, 2507 nt
Organism: Eruca vesicaria subsp. sativa (arugula)
Lineage: Eukaryota; Viridiplantae; Streptophyta; Magnoliopsida; Brassicales; Brassicaceae
Source: the annotation of a GenBank genome assembly